AUGUCGGGAAUGUUUUUGAAUGCGUUAGCAGCCUUUAAAAGUAUAGGAAACUUUAGUAUAAAAACUCAGCUAGGCAAUGCAGAAAGGAAACCACAGCAGAAUCAAACAGUCAUUGCUGGCCAGGCUGAUGGCUUUAUGUCAAGUCACAAACAGAAGACAUACAGCCUGUGGGACCUACCAGAAUCAGUUCUUGUCUGUAUACUACGUGGCUUGCACAUACGUGACCUGUUGUCUUUUAGAAUGACUCAUUCGGACUUCUGUAGCGUCGUAGACAACAAUACCAGUAUUUGGGCCAGUGUGUCUUUUGCGGAUUCAUGGCCACACGAAAACAACAAUCAUCUGUUUGUGAAGGCAGCAGAGAAAAGAAAUUUUGAAGCAGUAGUCAAACUAGCGGUUGCUUAUCUGUAUAAGGAAGAGCUUACAGGUGACGAUGUAGCAGUGGCAAGCAAAGAGGCUGCACACUACCUUUGCCAGGCUGAAAAAUUGACACCAAAAACGUUCCCUUUCUUCUGGAUCUUUAUACGCCCACCAUGGUCACCUGAAGGGUCCUGCUGCAAGCUGAAGGCUUUCCUGCACAUUAAAGAGAUGCUGGAAACGAUUGAUCACCCUGAUAUAACUUUUGGUACUGCCUUGAUACUGAAGCUGCAGCGGAUGGCAAUACAUGGGGACUUUAAAGCUGAAGAAGAAAAAUACUUUAAGAGGGCCAUUGACCACAACUCGCCGGCUGCUGCAUUUUUCAAUUUAAUGGAUGCAAUUGCUGUAAAUGAGCCGGACAAAGGUAAAGAACUAGAAAAGGUGCGAUUGCUUCGGCAAAUUGCGUCAAAUGAUGUCUUGGAAGCAAAGUUGAAUCUCAUCAGGUAUUAUACUCAAGGACUCUAUGGUGGCAUUUCCAAAGAAAAAGCUCAAGAAUAUGUACAGCAGUUUUUCAAGUCCUCAGAACCUUCAGGAAUCCAUGUGAUAUUCUCAGGAAGUCAAACAUCAGAUAUUAGCCGCUACAUCCUAAUAGAUUGGCUUGUGGAAGUUGUUGGAAUGAAAGACUUCUCUGCUCAUGUUCUGUACUUUGCAGUCAGCUUGUUUGAUCGUUUCUUGCAAGUCAGGAGAAUUCAACGCAGCCAAGUUCAGCUGUUGGGCGUUGCUGCAAUUGUUGUCAGCUCCCGAUUUCUAGGCUUUGAAAUUUUAACGAUAAGGGAGGCUGCUUGGCUCACUGACAACAGCUACACAUACUACGAUGUUGUGAGAAUGAUGGGAGAACUUGUUGCAACCCUGCGUGGAAACCUGAGGGCACUGACUAUCCAGGAUUACACCAAAGUGCUGCUGACUAUCAUCAAUGAAUCUGGCUAUGCUGGUGUACUCACAGAGUACAUCUCCAUGUUGUGUCUGCUGCAGGCAGAGAUGGGACAGUACAGCCCUGCAGAAAUUGCUGCUUCGUGUUUGCUGCUGUCCAGGAUUUUGCUUAACCACACUGAUGCAUGGCCAGCAGUACUGAAAGAAUGGACAGGAUUCUCACAAGACUACCUCAGUUUGUGCACAUUCCACAUAUACAACAAAUGCUUGAUGGAAGGUUCAGAAAUGGAGUACCGGGACACAAUACUGCAGGCUGUGAAAACAAGAUAUGCUGACCCUCUUAGAUAUUCUGUCAGUAGCAUGAAGCUCAUUGGACAUAAAGAGCUGUGUCGCCGCCUUGGAGUGACCAAGUUGAUAACUCAUGGGAAGGAUACCAAGGCUGUAAAAUUUCGAAACACAGAUGAACUAAUCAUGUCUCCUCAUCGCAGCCUGAGAUCAGAAUAUCGUCACAGUGUUAGCGAGGGAUGGGUGAAUCGUGAUAAUGCAGCGACGCCUCCAAUAAGUGUUCCGUAUGUAAUGGAUGAGGGCUUUAGUGGCUAUGAGGGGGACCUAGAAUCAGAAUCUGACGAAUCUGGCGAUAAAUCAGGAGUCAUGUUUGAGAUCCUGGAUGCAUCUAUUUUAGCAGACGAUGGCAAACAAUGGUACUCCUCUGUUGAAGAUCACUUUGCUGAUGACCAGAGUGAUGACGCAGAGUCUCUCCUGCAAGAUGAAGUUAAUUUUCAUGGCGACAGAACAUCUGACCUUGACAUGAACAAUAGAAUCGCCUGCUUGUCCAGCAUGUGUCAGUCAGGGGGCAACCUGGCAUGCCACUCUUCAGUGUCAUCUCCCUCACCCUGCAUUUCUAACUGUUCGUGCAAGAAAUCCUACAAUUUAGCUACUUCAGCACUGUCAUUAUCUUCACCUUCCCUGGCAUAUCCAUCUUUAGACUCGUCGUCGUUAUCAUCUUCAUUAUCGAGUUCCUUACCGGCACUCAAUCACGGAAAUAUAAGAACAUUUCUACCAUGUGGCAGUAUUAGUUCGGCUUCCAAAGGGUCCAGGAAAAGUCAGUCAGACAGUUGCUCAAACCGUUGUGAUAUCCUAGCUCAUACAAAGCAAGUUUGUGAUGAAACCCCAUGCCCUUCACAUUUAGCCCAGUCUGCAGCAGCAAGUAGCUACAUCAUGAGGAAAGCCCGCUCGUCUCAGGAUUUAAGAACUGCAGAUCCUGUAGCAAGUCAUGAUACAGACAUAGUUUUUGACAUAAGCUGGCAGUCUCACCCACAAGACAUUGUUGGAUCAGUAUCAGAAAAGCAGUUUUAUGACUUGGGUACUGCAGAAAGCUUGUCUUCCCAAGUAAUCCUAUCUAAGGAUGGGGACUGUCUUGAAGCCAAGGAAAGCUUCAGUAUAGAAAGCUCCAGUGAAUAUUUCUCAGAUGCAUCUCAGGGUUCAAGUUGCAAUAAUAAUAUUUAUACAUCAAGUUAUACUCAAUCAGAAGGCAGCAAUGAUUUUCAUCAUAUCUACUUCAAAUCAUCUUUAUUACCAGACUCAUUGCCAUGUGACCACAGCGUCGAUCAGGGUUCUCACUCAUUGUAUCUGGACCAUUGUGUGUCAUUUGCUGACUCCCCGCAGCCUGGCAGUAGUAAUGGUUAUGUUUUAAUCCCUACAGAAGAUUUGCCUGAAAUGGAUGCUACCUUUAACAACAUAUCCAACCAUAAGCUGCUUCUACGUUGUGUUGGUGCGCAUGGAAAUCUGCACAUUCCUGCCACGCCUGAGUCAGUUGUGGACAUGCAGAGGUUCAGCAGCAGAGCCAGCACAGUGGUUAGGAACCAGGAGAGCUUCACUUGCAGUUCAUUUAGUGAAACAAGCUCGUCAAGAUUCACGACGAAACGAGCAAGACUGGAAUACUCGGGUUCACUGUCUGCCUCUGUUGACUAUGCGCUGAGGCAGCUAGACUUAGGUGUUGAUAGGAAUGCAUGUGAUAAGGCAGAAGAAUCGGCAGAUUGCCUACCAGUAAAGUUGUUAGAUGAAUUUUGUGUCAGUGAUAAUGCAUGUGAUGCUAGCUCAAAACUGUCUUUGAAAAGGAAGAGUUGUAAGUAG
Messenger RNA from Candidula unifasciata, 3417 nucleotides. NCBI's taxonomy places the organism in Eukaryota, Metazoa, Mollusca, Gastropoda, Stylommatophora, Geomitridae. The record is from the annotation of a GenBank genome assembly.